ACAACUGUCAAUCAAUCAAGCAAAGCCAAAAGCCAAGCAAGCAAUAAAAACAAAAAUAUUACAUUACAUUUGCUUUAUUUAAUUUAUUGAGUAUCAGUUUCUAAUAAUGGCCGAUGAAUAUGCUGCUGUGAAACGUGGGAAACUCAUACUGAAAGGCAUCGAUAAACCCAAAGCUAAAAGGCGCAAACACAGGAAGCACAAAGAUAAACCAGAGACCUCUAAAGUGGACGAGGAUUGCCUGCUGCACGGCGGCUGGUGGCAAGUGAACAAGAUCGAGGAUGUGACGGGGUCCAUAUCACUGGAGUUCGGAAGCAACACUUACAUCUCUGCGUUAGACAACGGCUUGUUCACUAUAGGGGCGCCGCACGGGGACGGGGAGGGCCCGAGCCCCGAGGAGAUAUUCACUGCGUUCCCCGCGGGAGAGACCAAGUUUGCUCUUAAGUCUGGUUACGGGAAGUACUUGGGCGUCAGUAAGGAUGGCGUGGUGGUGGGCCGGUCCGACGCCGUGGGGCCCAUGGAGCAGUGGGAGCCGGUGUGGCAGGAUGGCAAAACAGCGAUCCUCAGUGCGCUAAACAAGUUUGUGAUGGUGAACCCAGAGGACGACUCGGUGGUGGUGAGCAGCACGGCUGCCGGUGAGGCCGAGUUCUGUCGCAUCCGCAGCAACAAGACCCGGGAGGUCAACACCAACGUGCUGCCCGCUGAGGAGCAGGGCAACCUGGCUGAAGUUGAAGUUAAUUAUGUAAAAAAGUUCCAGAAAUUCCAAGACAAGAAGUUGAAGAUCAAUGAAGGAGAUGUGUCAGAGCUGAAGAAAGCCAAAGUGGAGGGUAUCCUUCACGAAACCCUCCUCGACAGGAGAAGCAAGAUGAAGGCUGAUCGAUAUUGUAAAUAGUACUACUUAUGUUGUAGACUAGUGUAAGUAGUGUUUACCUGUUUGUUGCAAUGAUGAUCUGUUAGCAAUUUAAUUAAUAAUGCACAGUUUUCGAAAAUUUAAACAAGCAAUCUUAGAAUAAUUUCAAAUUGGCAAUUUGUAAAUGACCCUGCAUUAUAGUUCAUUAUGGCUUAUGAAUCUUAUGAUGAUGUGCCUAUAAAUAUAAACACUUAAUUAAAUAAAUUGGACACACAAAAUACCAUAUUAAUUUUGAAUUUUAUUUAUUUCGCUCUUAAGAUCAUUCGGUACAGUUGCUUAAACAUUUUUGAGAAUAAUUUUGAAUACACCGCGUCUGAUCGAUGUUACUACAGACACAUAAUACAACAUAGACGGCUCACAUGGCGCGGUACAAUACAACUUUUUAAAAGCAGGGAUCCUGGAAAGCUGCCAUCAAGUUUGCAGGAUAGUUUGCCAGGGACUUUUUUAAUUGCCAAAAUGUAAAUACAGGGCCGUAAUACAUUAUUUGUUAGUAAAAUUUUACGUAAUCGAGCACUUUGUAUGUCCACAGCUUGAAAUGAGCCAUCUACGUUCUAUUCUGUUGCAGUUUCAGCCAAGAUAAUUUGAAUAAACUACCUACAAUGCCUUAUAUAAAACAUAUCUACAUCUAACCGUAGUUAAAUAGACUAGUUACAUAAACCCAGUCUAUAGAAAUAUGGUUGUGAUUCCAUAUACAAUGCCAUAAUAUUGGAAGAGUUUUAAAAAGGGUUGUUGAUUGGUUUACCGAAGCUUGUGUUUUCAGAGCUUGUGGUUUGGCAUUGCACAUUCUGUUCAUUUAAAGUUAAUAAAAAUAAUAAUAUUACGACUUUUUACAAACAGUUCAAGUCAAAAUGGAGAAAUAAAGCAAAACUUAAAUAUUUCAAUUUAAAAUAAUUUAUAUUGUAUUAAAAUUAACUAAAUAUUAUAUGAGACUGCAGAGGACAUCCAGUUUUUGUUAUUAUACAAAGAAAAAGCUGCUUCGGUGGGUAUUUCAAUACAAAGCAAAGAGGGAAUAAAGUGAUAGGUAGUUGUUUUACUCAAAUCUAUGACAAUAUACAAAGUUCCUAGGAGCCCUUCUUGUAACUGUGCCUCUUAUUCACUCUAGAAACCAUCGAAAGGUGUACUGUAAUAAAAAAACACAUUAAAACAUCUACAAGAAAUGUAAAGCGAAAAUGAGUCCCUACCAAUAUAAUUAAACUAACAAUCAAUUCAUCAUGUUGUUUCGAAUUUUAUGAAAUAAGAAGAAACGAUCGAACAAAGUGCCUACAAAGAAUAUAAAAACUCAGAACUAUUCGAAGAUGGCGCUACCAACGACGAUUAACGCCAAUGCGUUGUGAUUGGUGGGCUUCGGCGCCAUUUUGGUAAAUUAAUCAUCAGCUGGGUCAUGACCUGUGGGCUACUCUUGUUUGUCGGUACGUUUAACAAAUCGUAAAUAGUGUAGCAGCUAUUUACGAUUCGUUCUGAAAUUUAAUAUAGUUUUAUGAAGCAAGAUUGGUCUUCUAUGGUCAGAACAUGUUGCAGUAAUUUCCACUUUUAUCAUCUCCAUUCGCUUGUCUAUUCAGGCGCCCUCUAUUGAUGAUUCUAGUACAAUCUAGUUCCAGAUUCCGAGUCUACAAAAUAGCUAAAUUUAACAGAUUAGUAAACUCUGUUUUAUUUACAUUUAGUCGUCAACUUUCUAAAGCGAUAUAUUCUGAUUGGUUCCAAUAGUCUUCAUAUUUAUGUAAUCAGUGGCAUGUAAGGCAAAUUAAUAAAUCCCUGUCGGUUUUUUUUACGUAUCUGCAUUGACCAUUCAUUCAUCUAAUACGCGAUAUUUGCAGCUUCCACAAAUCUUUUAUUUACAUCACCUAAACUACAUUAUAUUUGAUGAAAUACAUUUUGAUGCCUCAUG
Molecule: messenger RNA, 2792 nt
Organism: Plutella xylostella (diamondback moth)
Lineage: Eukaryota; Metazoa; Arthropoda; Insecta; Lepidoptera; Plutellidae
Gene: FRG1
Product: FSHD region gene 1
Cellular component (GO): catalytic step 2 spliceosome; striated muscle dense body; nucleolus
Molecular function (GO): actin filament binding
Source: RefSeq, a predicted model, not a curated record